Molecule: messenger RNA, 3318 nt
Organism: Agelaius phoeniceus (red-winged blackbird)
Lineage: Eukaryota; Metazoa; Chordata; Aves; Passeriformes; Icteridae
Gene: CPTP
Product: ceramide-1-phosphate transfer protein
Biological process (GO): ceramide transport; intermembrane lipid transfer
Cellular component (GO): cytoplasm; membrane; cytosol
Molecular function (GO): ceramide 1-phosphate binding; ceramide 1-phosphate transfer activity
Source: RefSeq, a predicted model, not a curated record
AUGGCGGCGGCGGCCGCAGGCCCGUUCAGCCUCAGGGAGGUCCUGGACGCCUUCCGCAGGUGCGUGACGGAGCAGCGGGAGGUGCUGCUGGAGCCCUACCUGAGCGGCUGGCGGGGGCUCAUCCGCUUCCUGCAGAGCCUGGGCGCCGUCUUCUCGUUCAUCUCCAAGGACGCCGUGGCCAAGGUGGCUCUGCUGGAAGGUCACCAGCAGCAGCACGGCUUCGUGUCGCUGCAGUCGCUGGUGCAGCACGAGCUGGCGGCGGGGCCGGCGGCGCUGCGGGCCCGCUCCGAUUCCGGCUGCCGCACGGUGCUGCGGCUGCACCGCGCCCUGCGCUGGCUGCAGCUGUUCCUGGAGGGGCUGCGCUCGGGGGAGCCGCGCACCUCCGUGCUCUGCACCGACGCCUACAACGCCUCGCUGGCGCAGCACCACCCCUGGGUUGUCCGCAAGGCGGCCACCGUGGCUUUCUGCGCGCUGCCCUCCCGGGAUGCCUUCCUGGAGAUCAUGAACGUGGGCUCGCAAGAGGAGGCCGUGGCCAUGCUGGGAGAGGCCAUCCCCUACAUCGGAGAUGUCUACAGCAUCACCCAGGAGCUCUUCACUCAGCACAAGCUGCUCGACCUGCCCUGAUGGCUGAAAAUGACAUUUUUGCACAAGCAACACAUUCUGUCCGUGGUUAUUUCCACUUUUUCUUUCCAGCCCGGAGGUGGAAAGUUAGCCAAACUAUCCCCCUUUAUAAACGUGGACCAUUAAUUUUUUCAUAUUUCUCAGUUCUUAUCUUACAUCUCUAAAGUUAGAAAAAAAUUCCACAUUAGGAUGAGCUGCUAAGGGAUUGAUUUUUUUAAUUCCCACCUUACAGCAUCACCCAGGAGCUCUUCACUCAGCACAAGCUGCUCGACCUGCCCCGAUGGCUGAAAAUGACAUUUUUGCAUAAGCAACACACUCCGUCCGUGGUUAUUUCCAUUUUUUCAUUCCAGCCUGGAGCUGAGGAUUUGACAAAAUUAUUCCAUAUUAUAAACAUGGACCGGUUAUUUUUUUACAUCUCUCAGUUCUGUUCUUAUAUGUCUAAAGUUAGAAAACAAUUCCACAUUAGGUUGAGCUGCUAAGGGAUUGAUUUUUUUUCUAUUCCUAGCAUACAGCAUCACCCAGGAGCUAUUUGUGUAUCUGCCCUGACGGCGGUGCUGGGGUGAAAAUGACAUUUUUGCACAAGCAAGACAUUCUGUCCGUGGUUAUUUCCACUUUUUCUUUCCAGCCUGGAGCUGAGGAGUUGGCAAAAUGAUUCCGUAUUAUAAACAUGGACCGGUUAUUUUUUUACAUCUGUCAGUUCUAUUCUUACAUCUCUAAAGUUAGAAAAAAAUUCCACAUUAGGUUGAGCUGCUAAGGGAUUGAUUUUUUUUAUAUUCCCACCUUACAGCAUCACCCAGGAGCUCUUUGCUCAGCACAAGCUGCUCGACCUGCCCCUGAUGGCUGAAAAUGACAUUUUUGCACAUUUAUUAUUUGGUUAUUUCCACUUUUUCUUUCCAGCCUGGAGCUGAGGAGUUGGCCAAGUUAUUCCAUUUUAUAAACAUGGAAUAGGUUUUUUUUACACCUUUUUUUUUACAUCUCUACAAUUAGAAAAAAAAUCCACAUUAGGAGGAGCUGUGCAGAGUUAGAAAAAUAAUUCCACAUUAGGAUGAGCUGCUAAGGGAUUGAAGUUUUGAAUUUUUUUAUUCCUAGCAAAGCUGGAAACGGUUUUUCUUUUCAAGCCCAAGUGCAGCAGCUUGUGUGCAUUCACAGCAAUAUUUGUGGCCUUGUGUGGCAGCACAAAUUGGAGCUGUGGUGUCUGAGCUCAUUCCCACGCUUUGGUUUGCACAAAAAUCCCCCCUGAGGAUUUCAUGCUGAGCAGUGCCCUGGGGAAAUGCCCUUUCCCUGCCACUGUGGGAGCUGAAGGAAAUGGGGGUGGAAGGGGGAGAAAAUUGUUCCACCCAGCAGCACCUUCCCUGUGCCCCUUCCCUGUUCGAUCCGUGAUUUUUGCACUUGGGAUGUGCAGCAAAUUUUAAUUUCUGCUGCACAAUCCCCUCUGUCCAGCCCAGCCUGGAGCUGUUUGCUUCUGAGUUGUGUUCUUGUGUGUUUACUUUUAAUUUUUAUCAAUGUGUUCAAUGCCUACAAAAAGGAUUUUUCUGCCUCUCUGGGGUGGGAAAUCCACACUUGUACUGUAAAUCACUGCUUUGGGAGCUUCUGCCAAACCCCUGGAGGAGGCAGAGGUGUCAGGUGGGAUUUUCUGAGCUUUAGGAGCUGGAGAAAUCCUGCAGGGUUAUUGCAGGGAUCAAUCCUGCAGCUGAUUGUCUCUUUCUGCCCUAAUAUACCACUGAAAAAUUCAGGAAAUCACAAUUACCUCAUGGAGACUGCACUCACUGCACAUUAAAUGAUGUGAAUAAUGUGAUUUUUGAGGAGUGUCCUUUGUGGGAUCACACUCUGGGGGUCCAACACCAUUUACAGAAAACAUACUCAGAUUUUAUUUCCCUGGAAAAAUCUGUUUCAUUUCCCUGGAGAUCAGGCCAGCUGAUAUUUCACCAGUGUAGUGAAUUAAAUACCUUCAACUAAAUCAAAUAAUGUGUGUCAAGGGAAAAAAAAAAUGGGUUUAAAUCUCUAGAAAUGAUGGUAUGACCACAAGAAAAUUUUUUUCUCCCUUGUCACACUAAUUGUAAUUAUUCCUCUUAAGAGAUAAAUAUUAAUAUUUAUAAUUACCAUUGCUAAUAUUGAAGAUGAACUUGCCCAAAAUCCAGAAUUGUGUUUAGAACUUAUUUUUUAAAGUUUUAUAGUUAAACUGACACUUAAAUAGUCCAGGAAAGGGAAAGGAUGCUUAAAAAAAUGUCAGUAUGAACAUACCUGGAAAACACAGCUGCAGCUGGUGCAUUCUUGUAUUCAGGUGUCUAAAUCUGCUUUUCUUCCUGCAGGGAAAAUAUUCCAGCCUUGGAGCAGCACUGGCAGCAAAAGGAAUUUUCUGAUACAGAAAAUGCAGGAAAUUGAACUUUUCAUUCAGAGCUGUCCUAAAAUCCAACAAUAAAAUACAGUAAUAAAACCUAAAUUACCAUGCUAUCAACUCAGAUUUAAGUUUUUAAACUGAAAUUAAUAUUGUAGUUCAGUGUGAGGGAAAGAAAAAUAGAUCAGCCAGUAACAACUUCCUAAAAAAAUAUCAGUACAGCUGAGGGACAGCCAGGCUGUGACCCAGGAAUGGCCUCUCCAGGUUAUUGGUUAUUUCCAUGAUGAAGUGUAUUUAAAAUUUAAAUAAUUAAAAUAUAAUUUAAAUUUUUAAAAUGGAAUGUAAUAAAUAAAUAAAUAAAA